Molecule: messenger RNA, 1077 nt
Organism: Paralichthys olivaceus (Japanese flounder)
Lineage: Eukaryota; Metazoa; Chordata; Actinopteri; Pleuronectiformes; Paralichthyidae
Source: RefSeq, a predicted model, not a curated record
AUGUUUUCUCAAAGAACAGUGAUAAGAUUCCUCUUUAGCACUGGGCUAUUUUUUCAAGCCUGCGAAUCAGACGUGAGCUGCAGGAAUGACGACGGGAACGAGGUCGACUGGUACAUCUUAUACAAGUUGCCCAAUGUGAAUGACGGAGGUCUGUCAUAUCUGUACAUGGAUGAGAGCAGCAAUGGUUGGAAACGUAGCAGGGAGAAAAUCAACAGUGGCUCUGGCACCCUGGCCAACACCCUGAGACCUCUUCUUGACUUCUACGACAGAAAGAUGGAAGGAUUUGGAUAUAUGCUCUAUAACGAUCAGCCUCCAGAUCCAUAUAUUGCUCCUGCAUCAUUUGGCCACAGUAAAGGAGUCGUGAUGUUGGACAGACAAACCGGAGUCUGGCUCUCACACAGCACACCAAAAUUUCCAACAUAUCGCAAGAAAGACUUCUGGCCACAAAAUGGAAACGCUAACGGUCAAACAUUUAUAUGUGUGACUUACUCCUAUGAUGCUUUUAAAGAAAUAGGACUGCAGCUCUUCUACAUCCACGCUUAUUCAUACGACUCUGAAAUUCCCCAAACCUUUCAAAAAGAGCUGCAAUGUGUGGCACAGAGAAGCUGCUACCCAAAGAAGCCGCCCUGGUCUAGAGAGGUGACGCUGACGUCGGUGAACGGACACAAGUUCCGCAGCUUUGCAAAAUACAAACGAUUUGGGGAUGAUCUUUACUCUGGCCUUAUCGUAAACAGUGUGAGGCAGAAUCUGUACGUCAAGAGCUGGGGAAAGAUGCGUAGCCCUCUGUCUUCUAACUGCAGCAUCUCUUACCAUGUGUACAAUGUGAAGGAGGUCCAACCUCCCAAAAUGCAGCCCUUCGCGGACACUGUGGAUCACUCCAAGUGGAGCGUGACGCCCGACGGUGGCUGGACCUGCAUCGCCGACAUGAACAGGGAGAAGAGUCAGAUGGGCAGAGGUGGAGGAGCCAUAUGCACCAACGAUGUUGUGCCUGGUGACGCCUUCUAUUCACUGAUCAGACAGUAUGAGCCAUGUGACCGUGAACGUGCCCAUGCUGAUGCUCAGUACAGAGAGCUCUAA